Molecule: messenger RNA, 3216 nt
Organism: Alnus glutinosa
Lineage: Eukaryota; Viridiplantae; Streptophyta; Magnoliopsida; Fagales; Betulaceae
Product: ankyrin repeat-containing protein At5g02620-like
Exons: 7
Coding region: 616-2754 (712 amino acids)
Molecular function (GO): protein binding
Source: RefSeq, a predicted model, not a curated record
UUUUUCGUCUAUCUCAUUUUACACCAUCGUUCGCCUGUCCUGUCUGUUUUCACUCUCUACUCAACGCGGGUGGCCGGCUUGUGGCAACGGGUGGUUUCUUGUAGGAGGUGGGUGGCUUCCGAAUUCCGAUGGUCUGUGUGUGAUAGCUUGCGGUGAUUUGUACGUGGUGGUGUGCUGUAGCUUUGCGGUUGGUUGUAAUCGGUAUACGUACUUUUAUAGCCAUUUCAGUGGUUCGCGGUGGCUGCUCAAAGAAGAGAGGGGCGGAGAAAGGUCACAUGGAGGACCAGUAGGUUGUGGUCGUUGACGAAGAACAAAAUAAGACGAGUCGAUCAGCCUUGGUUUUUUGAAUUGGUUGGUUGUUUUUGGCAGAUCGCCCUUUUUGUGGUUGUUCUUGGUGUUUGGAGCGGCGGUGUAUCAGUGUAUUGGCUGUGAGCGUGCAUCGCUAGAGGUUCAGGGUGUGGUGGCCGUGAGGUACUGUUUGGUGCUUUAGCUUGGUGCCGGCAGUGCAGGGGAUUUGUGGGUAUUAUACUUCUUGGCCGUUUGUGGCCGUGAGGGUAGGUGAGGUGGUGUUUGCCUUGAGGCUCGUGGUUUCGUCGGCCGACAAAGAAGAAAAAAAUGGAAGAGGGUGCGAUCAACAUGCUUCUUAGAAGAAGACCAGUGGCAAAUGGGACAAUUAUAUGUCCACGAAUGAGUCAUCCUCAAAGGGCUCCUUCUGGACAAGAUGUCGAUCAACAAGCAUUUGAUUCGGUUCGAUCAUUUCCUACAACAGCAUACUCCCCCUACUUGGCUCAGGGUCAGGGAACAACUAUUUAUCAACAACAAUAUGUAUCAAGCUUGGAAUCUAAUAGUUUGACAUAUCAGAGACAAGUAGCUGACCCCGGAGAUACUGGUCUUCAGGCUCUAUGGAUACUCUUCCUUAAACUUCAGCCCUCUUUAUGCUCUCUUCUAGGGAAUUUGGCUGACUGGGACGCAGCUAGAUUAUUACAUGGGCCACAAGAAGAAUUGGUGCAGACAGAUGUAGUAGAGGAGCCUUCUGCAAAUGAAACUCAAAUUCAGCGUCAGAAUAUUGAGAGGGCAAGAAGAUUUCGAUACCUUGCCUUGUGUGUUCCCCUCUAUCAAGCUGCACUAAAAGGUGAUUGGCAGGCUGCUAAGUCUUUACUUCAGAAAUAUCCAGAAGUCGUUCGGGAUCCCAUAACGGAAGGGCAUAUGACAGCUCUUCACAUUGCUGCGGCAGCAAAACGCACAAGUUUUGUAAAAGAACUGGUGAAAUGUAUGUCUGAGGAUGACUUAGUAUUGCAAAACAAAGAUGGAAACACAGCACUUUGCUUUGCUGCUGCAUCAGGAAUUGUGGCAAUUGCUGAGGAGAUGGUGAACAAGAACAAUAGACUGCCAUGCAUACGUGAUAGCCAAGGACUCACACCACUUCUAAUUGCAGCUUCACUUGGACGCAGAAACAUGGUGUCAUAUCUAUUAUCUGUGACUCCUUUUGAACAGUUGACUCCAAUUGAACGCAUUCAGCUCCUUCUUGCUACUAUUUCCACUGAUAUGUAUGAUUUAGCGUUGAAAAUUCUGGAAAAGGAUCGAACAUUAUCAACUGCCCAGGAUGGAAAUCGGAAGACAGCAUUGCAUGAGUUGGCCAAAAAACCUUUUGCAAUUGGCAGUAAGAGGGAGCUAUCGAUAUGGGAAACAUGCUUAAACUCCUGGUUCAAGGGGAUUUACAACAAAGCUUUGAUGCAGACAUUCGCCCAUCAAUUAGUUGAAGACCUUUGGAAAGAGGUUCGGAUAUUGACAGAUAGAGACUUCUCAAACCUGGUUGGCAAUCAUUCUUCUUUCCUUUUUGAUGCUGCAGAAUUAGGGAAUGCUGAAUUUCUAAUUAUACUUGUACGCUCUUACCCUGACCUUAUGUGGAAGGUAGACAAAAAAAAUCGAAGUUUAUUUCACAUUGCUAUUUUAAAUCGGCAAGAGAGCGUAUACAAUCUAAUAUAUGAGAUAGGGGCCAUCAAGGAUAUCAUUGCAGCCUAUGUUGAUGAAAACAAUGACAAUAUGCUGCACUUAGCUGGAAAAUUACCUCCUCCAGAUCGACUAAAUAUUGUAUCAGGAGCAGCCCUUCAAAUGCAACGAGAGUUGUUGUGGUUUAAGGAGAUAGAAAAGAUUGUGCCGCCUCCAUACGUGAAGAUGAGAAAUUCGAAAGGCGAAACACCUUGGGAUAUAUUCACAAAGCAACAUAAAAAUUUACGAAAAGAUGGUGAAAAGUGGAUGAAGGACACAGCGAACUAUUGCAUGCUUGUGGCGACACUGAUUGCCACAGUGGUUUUUGCUGCAGCCUUCACUGUACCGGGUGGCAACAAUCAAGAAAAAGGCACUCCUAUUUUUUUCAAAAAAAACUGGUUUAUGGUAUUUUUCAUUUCAGAUGCAAUAGCAUUGUUAUCCUCUUCGACUUCGAUAUUAACGUUCUUGUCAAUUCUCACGUCACGUUACACGGAAAAAGAUUUCCUAGAGUCAUUACCUGGAAGGUUGGUGUUUGGACUCACCACACUCUUCACUUCUAUAGCAGGCAUGGUGGUAGCCUUUAGUGCAACCUGUUUUUUGGUAUAUGAUGGCAGCAUGUCAAGGGCUCCAAUUGUUAUACUUGCUUCGACUGGUGUCCCAGUUAUUCUGUUUGUUCUGCUACAUUAUCAACUUUGGGCUGAUAUAAUACGUUCAACAUAUUGGUCUAGGUUUCUUUUUCGGCCACCUAAACAUAGCCUUUUCUAGUUAGUGGAAGAUCGAUGCCAAAUGAUCAAAGAUGAUUAGCAGAAAUCUGGAUGUGCAAGUCAGACAAAAUGGGCAGAAAAUUAUCAGAGGUAAUCAAGGCAUUUUGAACAAGGAAGGCCAAGGAAAGAAUGAAGCACAUCCAAAUUUUAAUUGAUGCUCUUGUGAACUAUUUCCAUUGAGACAUCAAUUUGACCUUCAUUAAUUAGAAUUAUUGUCAUUUAUGUGAGAUAUUGUAUGCAUGUAUAUAUGUAAUAUACACCUAUAAAAGACCACAUCUUCCUCCCCUGCCUCAUUUCCUUCCUCCUCUGUCACCACUUCACUGCCCUCUCCAAGUGGUAGUCCAGAUUUCUUCGAUUUUUCGCACUUUCACUUGUAAAUUUAUACCUCAAUCACUUUGCAGGUUGAAGAAAUCGUUAUAUGGUUAGACAUGGUUACUCUAAAAGUAAUUAUGAUAGUUGUGUA